GAAAGUAAUGGGUCCUAUCCGAAUACUUUCUGAAAUAAAAGAACUUUUGUCUGUCACAAAUCGCAUUACCAAACAAAAAAGUUUGAAGUUUUGAAUCUUUUUGUCUUCUUACACAAAAGACAUUCCCCUAAAAACUCUCUUGUUCUUGACUCACUUCUACUUCAAAAUCUCUCUGUUCUUCAAAAUUCUUUGUCACAAAAUGGGUUGCUGUCUCAGCAAGAAACCUUCCCCUUCUCUUCCCUCUAGUGUUAAACCCUCAGAUCCAAUCAAACCCAUGGAACCAGUGAUUGAGCCUUUGGAGGAAGAAGCAAAACCCAAAUCUGAGAAACUGAAUCAAGAAGAAGAAGAAGAAGAAGUUGUGGUGAUAAAACACACAAGAAGCCAUGAAGAGAGAUCCAAGAAGACAGAAUCAGAUAAAGAUUCUCCAGUUUCUUCUCCUGUGGCGGCUGAGAAAUCGAAUUCUACACCGCUUGUGAGAAUCUCUAGCUGUACUAAAGAAGAAGUUGAUGCUAUAUUGAUACAAUGUGGGAAGCUAAGUAGAAGCAACUCUGCUGCUAAAACAAGAAGAUACUCUGGUUCUAAAAGAAGCUUUGAUUUUGACCAGAACGAGAGAAUCCGCGGCGGCGAUGCGGCGGAGGAAGACGGAAUGCAGCGAAAUCGUCACCGUGGAGUAGAGAGAGUGCAUGGUUCGCCUCGUGAACGGAGAAGACGAACUCCGAGUAGAGAAAGAGAAAGAUCGGGAAGCAGAGAAAGAGGAAAUGUCGGCGGUGGCGGCGGUGGUAGUAGGAGAGUGAGUAGAUCUCCGGCGAAACGUUCUGAGAUUCGUAACGCUGAUUCGUGUGGCAGUUCGGUAAAUUCGAGUAAUAAUAGACCGGGAAAGUUUGUUACGAUUCCUGCAACGGAUAAGAGUAACAAUGUAGAGCCGUUAGUAAAACGGAUUACGGUUAAGAGAAACAUCGGAGACGCUUGCAGAAUAGCGGCGUCUCCGAGGUCAAAAUCUCCGGCUAGAGCGGGGAAUAAUGUUCCCUCGCUAAGCCGGAGUAAUUCAAGAAAGGCGGAACAAUCUCCCUAUAGAAGAAAUCCAUUGGGAGAGAUUGAUCAAAACACUAAGAAGAUGAUAGAAUCUGUGAAACCUAAUUCAAGAACAAGUAGAGGUCCAAGCCCGAGUCGUGUUGCUGUUGUAGAACUUACGAAAGCUCCUCAAGUUGUGUUAAGCAGAAGCAGAUCGUUGAGGAAAUCUCGAGAUUUCGAUUUGGUAUCAAACGAGGAUAACAAUUACACUGCAUUGUUGUUGAAAGAUAUUCAGAGUUUUCAUGGGAAGAGUGUUGAUGAUAGCGUGAUUUCGCUGCCAUUGUGUGUUAGUAAAGCUUGUUCAAUUGUUGAAGCAGUGGCUGAUCUUAACUCUAUGACGAACAGAACUUGUUUGAGGUCUGAUUCGAGCCGGUUUAGAUUCACAUCGACGGUGAAGAAAGCCGAUCUUAUGGAACCGAGUUUUGAGAAGUAUGUGACUGUGAAGAGAGGUGGUGGUUCGUUGGAGGAAUCAUCUGGUAGCAACAAUGUUACGUGACUAGGGAGAUUCACUUUUAGCAAUAACAGAAACUCGUGUUGUUGCGGUUUAAUAUGGAGAAAUUGUUGUUUUGUUUGUCUAUUGUUGUUUCCUUUGUUUGGUUUAUUUUGUAAUUCAGAUGUCAAUUUGACAAUUUCAAUGAAUCUUCUUCUUAUC
Molecule: messenger RNA, 1723 nt
Organism: Arabidopsis thaliana (thale cress)
Lineage: Eukaryota; Viridiplantae; Streptophyta; Magnoliopsida; Brassicales; Brassicaceae
Product: serine/arginine repetitive matrix-like protein
Exons: 1
Coding region: 200-1567 (455 amino acids)
Source: RefSeq, marked reviewed